CCCGGCUGAGGUCCCGCCCCACGGACAGGCCGGGCUCCGCCGGAGCGUCAGGAGCGGCGCGGCGAGGAGGGGAAAGCGGCAGCUGCCACCAUGUUGUGCGGGGGAGUCGGCGCCACCCAGCCCGCCACCGGCGAGACGCAGAAGAUCGUGGACGAGGUGAAAAAUCAGCUAGAAGAAAAAGUAGGGAAGACUUUUGAUGUCUUCACUGCAGUGGAGUUUAAAACUCAGCUGGUUGCUGGAACAAACUACUUCAUCAAGGUCCAUGUUGGCAAUGAUGAGUUCAUGCACCUGAGGGUGUUCAGGAGCCUUCCUCACGAGAACAAGCCACUGAGUCUCCACAGUUACCAGAGCAGCAAGGCCAAGCACGAUGAACUGACUUAUUUCUAGCAAGCUUAUCUAUGCACUUUCCUACUGAUUUCUUAUGUGUGUUUUCUAUAGGCUGCAAUAUGUUGAUUCCUGUGCCAACAAAAGAGUGUCUUUUUUUAAACGUAAUGCUGGAAAAAAUCAGUUUCUUUUAUGCCAUUCCCUUUCUGUGCAAUAUCUAAAACUGAAAGCUGCACAGCUCUCCUUUCACCUACACUAACUCAAACCAAGUAUUCAACUGAAAUACUUGGCUGAGUCCUGAUUGUGGAUUUUCUUGGUCUGGAAAUUGAAAGGGGAGUGACACAUGUAUUCACCACAGGAAGCACGAGGAAAACCAGAAUUGUUUCUGUGAUGUUUGCAAUUUUGAAUAUACCUGUAGAUUUAAAAUACACUAUGUAUUUUAUUGGUAAAGACCUGAAGAGAGGCUUGAAUUGAAGCAAUUUUGAAAACAAGAGAAAGCGGAGAAUUAUAAUCUUUUGAUUCCCAUUAUGAUCAAGCAUUCCCAUUAUAAUCAUGUUUAUCUUCUUGCAGCAGAAGGCUAUAACGUCCAGCAGAGGGUGUAUGACUU
Messenger RNA from Calypte anna (Anna's hummingbird), 931 nucleotides. It is a transcript of the gene CSTA, whose product is annotated as cystatin A. Bases 91 to 387 code for a protein of 98 amino acids. Gene Ontology annotation, molecular function: cysteine-type endopeptidase inhibitor activity. The record is from RefSeq and is a predicted model, not a curated record. Gene Ontology annotation, cellular component: cytosol. Lineage: Eukaryota; Metazoa; Chordata; Aves; Apodiformes; Trochilidae. The transcript has 3 exons.